Molecule: messenger RNA, 3813 nt
Organism: Arachis ipaensis
Lineage: Eukaryota; Viridiplantae; Streptophyta; Magnoliopsida; Fabales; Fabaceae
Source: RefSeq, a predicted model, not a curated record
UCACUCUUAUAUAGUUGGUAAUGGUGAUUUGCAUGUAUAUGUUGGAGUUUAGAAUCACCAAAAGAAAUGCUUCGUUGAUUGUUUCUCAUGGUGAAAAGGAAUGUUUUGGAGACACACACAAAAACACACAAAUAAAGAAUAAGGUGAAAAGGAAGAGACAUACAUGGGUGAGGUAGCAAUUAGAAAAUGAAGCUACCUUAGUAGACUAGUACAACACAUGAACACUGAGUAUUGAGUGGUAUAUAUCUCAAAAUCAAAGCUGAAAUGAACAAGAAACGAAACAGAACAUCCUCAUAACACAACACAACACAAGACACUCCUGAGUGAUUUGAGUGUGUGAGAAGAAACCGACAAGUUUUUGAGAUAAGUCCAAGCAUCCCAUGUGGUUUCCUCCCACUUUCCAUGAACUUUGUUUCUGUGCCCCUUCCAUUCUUCUCUUAAACCCACUUUUCUAAGGACAACAAUCCAAUCCAAUCCAAUCCAAGUUAGCUAACCUCUCAGCCAUGUGGGAAUCCCAGGGAGACUCAGCAGCAGGACUCAUCUCUUCAACCAAACUUGGAGUCCAAACUCAAGAGUUUCACCAAAGAGGAAGCUCUUGGUAUGUUUCAGCUGAUAUUCCAAGUGACCUCUUAAUUCAAAUUGCUGAAACUAAUUUCCACUUGCACAAGUAUCCUCUGCUAUCUAGAAGUGCAAAGCUGAACAGAAUCUUAUACGAUUCGCGAGACCCUGACUUGAGCAAGAUUGUUAUGGAUGAUCUCCCUGGUGGACCUGAGGCUUUUGAGCUUGCAUCCAAAUUCUGCUAUGGAAUCCCUGUUGAUUUAACAGCAGGCAACAUCUCGGGCCUAAGAUGCACUGCGGAGUAUCUCGAAAUGACAGAGGAUUUAGAAGAAGGCAAUCUCAUAUUCAAAACAGAAGCAUUUCUAAGCUAUGUGGUCUUGUCUUCAUGGAGAGACUCCAUACUUGUGUUGAAAAGCUGUGAGAAGCUCUCACCGUGGGCAGAGAACCUUCAAAUCGUCCGAAGAUGCAGCGAAUCGAUUGCGUGGAAGGCCUGCGCCAAUCCGAAAGGAAUAAGGUGGUCAUACACAGGAAGAGCAGCCAAAGGUUCAAGCCCAAAAUGGAUUGAAAUGAAGGAUUCUAGCCCCAGUAGGAACCAGAAUCAAGUUGUUCCACCUGAUUGGUGGUUUGAAGAUGUUUCAAUCCUUAGAAUUGAUCACUUUGUCAGAGUGAUGACCGCAAUCAAGGUAAAAGGAAUGAGGUUUGAAUUGAUUGGUGCUGGAAUAAUGCACUAUGCAUCAAAAUGGCUGCCAGGGUUGAUGAUGAAUGAAGCAGCAAUGCCAGCAGAUGAAUCAAGCAAUUUCAGCAACAGUAAUAGUAGCAGUAGUAGUGGUGGAGGACUUCACAUGAUUGUGGCUGCAUCCAAAGAAGAGAACACUUCAACUACCAGUCUUCAAGCUAAAGAUCAAAGGAUGAUAGUUGAGAGCCUAAUCAGCAUAAUUCCACAACAGAAGGACAGUGUUACAUGCAGCUUCUUGCUGAGGCUUCUUAGGAUGGCAAACAUGUUGAAAGUGGCACCUGCAUUGGUGAAUGAGUUGGAGAAGAGGGUGGGAAUGCAGUUUGAGCAAGCAACACUUGGUGAUCUUUUGAUACCUUGUUAUGAAAAAAGUGAGACUGUGUAUGAUGUGGAUCUUGUUCAGAGGGUGUUGGAGCAUUUUCUUGUUCAGGAGCAGAGUGAGAGUGUUAGUCCAAAUAGGGAAUCAUUUUCGGAGAAGCAGAUGAAUGCAAAGGCAAGAGUUGCAAGGCUUGUUGACAGUUAUCUCACUGAAGUUUCCAGAGACAGGAACCUUUCCCUCACAAAGUUUCAGGUUCUUGCAGAAGCUUUGCCUGACUCAGCUAGGACAUCUGAUGAUGGCCUUUACAGGGCAGUUGAUUCUUAUCUUAAGGCACAUCCGACGCUUAGCGAGCACGAAAGGAAGCGACUGUGCCGAGUAAUGGAUUGCCAGAAACUGUCCAUUGAUGCUUGCAUGCAUGCUGCUCAAAAUGAGAGGCUACCACUAAGAGUAGUAGUCCAAGUUCUGUUCUCUGAGCAAGUCAAGAUAAGCAAUGCACUGGCCAACACUACUUUGAAAGAAGGUGUUGGUGUUGAAUCUCAUCAGUAUCAGCCUCCUGUGCUCACCAACCGGAAAACACUUCUGGAAGGGACGCCGCAAUCCUUCCAAGAAGGGUGGACAGCAGCCAAGAAAGACAUUAACACACUCAAGUUUGAGCUUGAGACUGUCAAGACCAAGUAUUUGGAGCUUCAGAAUGACAUGGAUAAUCUUCAGAAACAAUUUGAUAAGCUCAUGCUCAAGCAGAAGAUUCUUCGGAGUCGUUCUUCGACGUACAUUGUGACAGGAAGACAACACCUUAAUACGACUAAUCCGAGAGUUGAUAGUAGGAAACUAGAAAUCGAACUUCUGACCAUCAACUUCACAAGAGAAGAAACCUACGUCGGUGUUAGUACACUUCAGGAGGUGGUGAUGAUGACGAUGAAAGUGGCACCUGCAUUGGUGAAUGAGUUGGAGAAGAGGGUGGGAAUGCAGUUUGAGCAAGCAACACUUGGUGAUCUUUUGAUACCUUGUUAUGAAAAAAGUGAGACUGUGUAUGAUGUGGAUCUUGUUCAGAGGGUGUUGGAGCAUUUUCUUGUUCAGGAGCAGAGUGAGAGUGUUAGUCCAAAUAGGGAAUCAUUUUCGGAGAAGCAGAUGAAUGCAAAGGCAAGAGUUGCAAGGCUUGUUGACAGUUAUCUCACUGAAGUUUCCAGAGACAGGAACCUUUCCCUCACAAAGUUUCAGGUUCUUGCAGAAGCUUUGCCUGACUCAGCUAGGACAUCUGAUGAUGGCCUUUACAGGGCAGUUGAUUCUUAUCUUAAGGCACAUCCGACGCUUAGCGAGCACGAAAGGAAGCGACUGUGCCGAGUAAUGGAUUGCCAGAAACUGUCCAUUGAUGCUUGCAUGCAUGCUGCUCAAAAUGAGAGGCUACCACUAAGAGUAGUAGUCCAAGUUCUGUUCUCUGAGCAAGUCAAGAUAAGCAAUGCACUGGCCAACACUGCUUUGAAAGAAGGUGUUGGUGUUGAAUCUCAUCAGUAUCAGCCUCCUGUGCUCACCAACCGGAAAACACUUCUGGAAGGGACGCCGCAAUCCUUCCAAGAAGGGUGGACAGCAGCCAAGAAAGACAUUAACACACUCAAGUUUGAGCUUGAGACUGUCAAGACCAAGUAUUUGGAGCUUCAGAAUGACAUGGAGAAUCUUCAGAAACAAUUUGAUAAGCUCAUGCUCAAGCAGAAGCACACUUCACCAUGGACUAGUGGCUGGAAGAAACUCAGCAAACUCACCAAGAUCACAGAUAAUCAUCAUCAUCACAUUGCACCUCAGAUUCCAACUCCUGAAGAACCACACACCAGGAAGACAACUAGAAGGUGGAGAAACUCAAUUUCAUGACAAUCUCAUAUUCAUUACAAUCAUAUGUUUGGUGAUUAUGGAUGAAUUAUGUCAAGCUCAACCAUCAUAAUUUUCAACUUCUAUUAGACCAAUAAAAUUAGGACCUAAAUGAGAGGAGCACUAAUUUCCACGUGUGCAUAACUUUUUGAACUGUUAGAUACUGACACAACAGUCCAAAGAUUUUCUGGUCCGUUAUGCAAUCAGCAAAUUUUCAUCUCCACGGGACUAUUCAACAUAUCAAUUUAUUUUAGAAUAAUGUGUUUUAUUCUGUAUACCUUUAAUUAAAGCAAUCAGACACUACUUUAUGGUUUGCUGAAGCAAUCAAGCCGCCCUUGUACUA